Messenger RNA from Lepus europaeus (European hare), 857 nucleotides. It is a transcript of the gene BIK, whose product is annotated as BCL2 interacting killer. Bases 82 to 513 code for a protein of 143 amino acids. The transcript is spliced from 5 exons. The record is from RefSeq and is a predicted model, not a curated record. Gene Ontology annotation, biological process: apoptotic process; male gonad development; apoptotic mitochondrial changes. Lineage: Eukaryota; Metazoa; Chordata; Mammalia; Lagomorpha; Leporidae.
GGCGCACGGCCCGCGUGGGGCAGGACUAGCACGGGGUGGCCACCUCUCCUCACCGUCCCGAGCCUGGCCAAUGCCCCUGAGAUGUCUGAAGUCAGACCUGGCUCCUGGGACCUCUUCCAGGAAGGCCUCCUGGAUGAGCAGGCCCCAGAACCUCUGUUGACGGCGGAAGUUCCCAGCCUGACCCGCCCCAUGGAGGAAGGGGACGUGGACCCUACAGUGGACUUGGCUCUCAUGGAGUGCCUCGAGGGCAGUAACCAGGUGGCCCUGAGGUUGGCGUACAUCGGUGACCAGAUGGACCUGCACGUCCGGGGCCUCCACCUGGCCCAGCUGCCCAGCGUGGCCAUGCACAGCCUGGCCUUCGCCUACAGCCAGACGGGCUUCACGGGUGUUCUCGGAAGCGUGGGGCUCCACCUUGCCAGCCUCAUAAAGCUCCGGAGCCCCUGGGCAUCCCUGGAGCUGCCGCUGCUGCUGCUGCUGCUGCUGGGCGGGGGGCUGCUGCUCGUGCUGCAGUGAGGCCCCUCGGAGGGGCAGGGCUGGCCCCCGCCCCCCGCCAGCCCCCGGGGCCCUUGGCCUCGCCUGUCUUUUUAACUGAGCUGUUUCCUGACGAUGCCGUUUUUAUAUUUAAACUCAGUGCUGGGACUGCUGAGCUUUCGUACCCCAGGUCUUGCUGGUUUUGUUUUUGUAAGAUGAAUUCCUGAACCUCCGGGCGUUACUGGCUAACAGCCCGCAGGCGCUGAGACCCAGCCCGCCAGGAGCAGGCAGUGGGGGGAGUGCUGGCCACACCCCCGUGGCUGCGGUGUCCACAGCAGAGAGUCUACUGGACUAGAUCUCUCGGGGCCUGGGAGAGCGUAAUAAAA